Molecule: messenger RNA, 1329 nt
Organism: Sceloporus undulatus (fence lizard)
Lineage: Eukaryota; Metazoa; Chordata; Lepidosauria; Squamata; Phrynosomatidae
Product: hepatic lectin-like
Exons: 6
Coding region: 22-687 (221 amino acids)
Source: RefSeq, a predicted model, not a curated record
AAGAAAAUUGAACACAAGAGAAUGUUCAUCCUAGGUGGUGUUGCCUAUGAGCAACAGGUAAGCACAGACCAAGAACACCUAGAAGAAACUGGAACAACCAUGGCACCAAGAACAAGAGACAGUCUCAUCUCCUGGUGGAAACUGAAACCUCAUUGCCUGGUUUAUCUACUGCUGGCACUCUCUUACCUGCUGAUCAUCAUAUUGUUUGGGAUUGUGAUCUCCAAUGAAUUGAAGCUUCCUUCAGAAGUGAAAAAACUGCAUACACAGCUUCAGAUAAAUAAUGAGUUGUUCCCAUGUGGCUCUAGAAGCAGGGAAUGGGAAUACUUCCAUGGUGGAUGUUACUUCUUCUCUGUCCAAGAUGCUACAUGGCACACAGCUAAGGAUCACUGUGAAGAAAAGAAUUCAACCCUGGUGGUCAUUCAUGAUUUGCCCAAGCAGAAUUUCCUCCAGUCUCGAACCAGGGGCCAUCGCCACUGGAUUGGACUCACUGAUGAGAAUAAUGAAGGACAAUGGAGAUGGAUUGAUGGCACCAGUUACAGAACCAGCUUCAAGAACUGGAAAACAGGUGAGCCCAAUAAUUAUGACAGGGGAGAAGACUGCGCCCUAAUGGAUGGACCUGGGAUUUGGAAUGAUAUGUCCUGUAACUCUAAAGCCUUCUAUGUGUGUGAGAAACCUUUGCCUUCAUGAAGAACCAUAGUGGAGGUGUGGGACCUGCUUUGGCAUGCCUUUCUGGCUACAGAGAACAGUAGCAAAAAGACAGGUCCUGCUCCCACAACCAACUUGUUUGUUCAGAUUACCUGAGAAGAAUGCUGCACAGCUUAAACUGAUUUUUUUCUCUAAGUACUGUUAUAGAAGGUUUACCCUGAUGAAACCCACUCAGCUCAGUGGACCUACCGAUCAUCAGUCUUUAACUGCUUAUAUGCCUUGAUGGAUUUCUCUGCAAAUUCCCUUGGGAGAUUUAUCAUAUACUCAAGCUUAGGGGACCAGAUCAAAGUAUGAUCAAAAUAAAAAGCAUUCAGGAAUGGUAUACUAUUGCCUUCUUUUGUGACUUACUAGUUCCUUUAGCUAUUGGGACUGAUUGGCAUGCUUUGCCUCUACACCACCUAAAGCUUUCCUGAUGCGAAACAUGAAGAAUUCUUGAGAAAUUCAGUGUUUUCUACCUACAUAGGAGCCUGUGGUUUCAAAUAGGAAGAAGACAUGCUGAAUUCCAAGGAAACAUCUUCUUUGAAUUGCAAAUAGACAUUAAAUUUCCUUGACUUUGAAAAUCUACCAGUGACCGCAUGGCCAAAGGGAGAGGUGCCAGCCUGCAGAUAGCCCUCCCUACCAUUU